AUGCCCGCGGGAGCGCUCGCUCUGGUCGCCUUACUAGCUGCAGCUGUUUCGUGCGCACCGUCGACCCAGAACCUCAGGACCGACAUAACCAUUAUUCGAGACAAUGAUCUCCUGGACUCGAAAAGCCCAGCGGCCAAUGCAAGCGCUCUCUUCCUCCGGGCCCGGGUGCCCUUGAGAGAGGCCAAGUCCAUGUGCAGCGAUCUAGGCGAGCAGCUAUGGGAAGCAGAUUCGAACCACACUCAGAGGGUACUGGACAUUCUCGACUAUCAAGAGCCGGAUGUUGACUUGUCGGCAAUCUGGGUUAUGCCAAAGAACGGCGAUGAUCCCCAAACUAUCAACCUCAAAGGCGAGGUCUCUUCCGCCGGCGCAUCCGACACGAAUACCGUUCUGUGCUCGCAGACAGCGCCAUACUCCAACGGUAUAGCUCAGGAUAGCAGUCCGAGGUGGCAGACGGUGGUCUACUCCAAUAGAGAAGCAGUCCUUGGCUUCCGCGAUAGGAACAGCUUCCGUUUCCACGGUAUGCGUUACGCUACCAAGACGAAGCGGUUCGCGUACCCGAAGAUGUAUCGAGGCUCUGGCGGAAAUGCCACCGCACUCGAAUUCGGCUCCCCUUGUUAUCAAGGAUUCGGCGGCGCAGAAGACUGCCUUUACCUCAAUGUUUACACGCCGUAUCUUCCUCGUAACAGACGAAUUGACAGCGGGCUCCGGCCGGUCAUGUUCUGGAUCCACGGUGGAGCUUUGACGAGUGGCUUUGGCAGUGAUCCCUUGUUCGACGGGGGAAACCUGGCGUCUCGUGGCGAUGUUGUCGUCGUGACUAUCAACUACCGGCUGGGAUCUCUGGGCUACUUGGCCAUUGACGAUGGCGAGACAAAUGGCAACUUUGGUCUCGCCGACCAGAUCCUGGCGUUGGACUGGGUCCGGCAACACAUCAGAGACUUUGGCGGGGACCCCAGUAAGAUCACUAUCUUUGGCCAGUCCGCCGGAGCUGCCUCCGUCCGCGCGAUGAUGGCGUCUCCAAAGGCAGCAGGGAAGUUUGCGGGCGCGAUCCCGCUCAGCAAUCUCGGUGGCUUGGCGUACGGGACGUCAUACUCCAAGUACUUCUCCAUCGAGGAACAGCUAGACCUCGUGGGUAAUGCCAUCCUCGGCACCACGAACUGCACCAACGCAACGUCGCAGCUCGACUGUCUCCGAGACGCGCCACUUGGGAGUCUCGGGCCGGGAGCGCGGUAUCUCGUCAACGACGGCGUCUACCUGACGACAGAUGAGUUGCCUCUCAGGGGCGACUCCCUGAACGUCAACGUAAUGAUGGGAACCACCUCCGAAGACGGCUUGCCGUUCCUGAUUCUCCCGCGCAAUGGAACAUUCCUCAACGAUACCCAGUGGCUCACAUCCCAAGGUCUCCCGGCUCCCCCACAGCGUCUCUUCCCUCCGACAGAUGUUAGAAAUCAGACGCGGGCAGCGUUCGGGAUGGGUGCCAGGCUAGCGACCGACGCGAUGUUCCGCUGCGUAGACCAGGCUACGGCAUACGCGGGCUUAGAGAACGGCGUCCUCGGGUCCAAAGUGUACUACUACGAGUUUGAACGAACGUAUCAGACGCCCGAGUGGCCGCGACUCGACAUAUGCGAGGCGCCCAAGUCAAAGGCACACCCGAACGGAGAUCCUGAGUCGCCCGCCAACAACCUCCGAUGCCAUUCGGGCGAGUUGCUCCCGCUAUUUGGCAAUCUCGUGCGUCAAGGAAACCCGGUCCGGGACGAGUAUGAUUUGCCGUGGAUGCAAUACCUCGUCGACACAUUCACCUCAUUUGCAAGGACUUAUGAUCCCAAUCCGGAUAAAGCCUUCCUCAAAGCCAGAGGGUUCAACAGCACGUUGAGGGCAUUAGAAAAGUCCGGGCCCUGGGAGCCGUCUGUGAAAGGCGACAUGAAGAUGAGGGCCAUCGAUUGGCCCGUGAAAGACAACAUGAUGAAAGGAUUUAAGGAUGUCGAGCAGUGCGAGUGGCUCAAAUUGCCGCUCGACUUUUACGUUUGA
Messenger RNA from Colletotrichum phormii, 2025 nucleotides. RefSeq names its product carboxylesterase. The record is from RefSeq and is a predicted model, not a curated record. The transcript is spliced from 2 exons. Bases 1 to 2025 code for a protein of 674 amino acids. NCBI's taxonomy places the organism in Eukaryota, Fungi, Ascomycota, Sordariomycetes, Glomerellales, Glomerellaceae. Gene Ontology annotation, molecular function: serine hydrolase activity.